Messenger RNA from Paramecium octaurelia, 1302 nucleotides. Lineage: Eukaryota; Ciliophora; Oligohymenophorea; Peniculida; Parameciidae. The record is from the annotation of a GenBank genome assembly.
AUGAAUAAUUUAGAUUAAUCAAUUGAAUCGGAAUUCAAUGAGUUCAAAGCAGAAGAUUAAUAAUCGGAGAUGGUCAUUAAUAAUCCUGAAUCAUUAUCCUUUUAAGUUAAAUCUUAGUAACAAUAGCAAAAUUCAUCUAUACAAUAUUAAUCUGAUUAACAAUUAUAAUCAAAUUAAUAGAGCUUCAUCUAUUUUUAGGAUUAACCUUAAGUAGAAAUAUUUGACACAUCCUAAAAUGAGAUAGAACAAAAUCUAAAUAUUAGCUUUCAGGAUAUCAUUCGGCUUCUAUCUAAUAAUCAAUGCCCUUAGUUGACUAAUACACUUAAAAGAGUGAUUUAAAGAAGCUAUAUAGUCUUAAAUGUGUUGACUAUUCUAAAUUUUAUCUUCUUAAUGAAUGAAGUUGCAGCAUUGUAUUUUUCCUUAAUUGCAAAGAAUGAAAUAAAAGAAUUAUUCGGUGUUUAUUUUGGAUUCAAUCUAAUAGCAGAUUGUCUGAUGAUAUAUAUUAAUUGCUAAUUAAGAUAUACAAUAAAUGAAGCCGAAAAAAUAAAUAAUCGUGAUAUUACUCAUCAAAUUAUUGAAUUCUUAAAAUAUGCUAGUUCAGAAUAUUAUCCAUUCCAUAACUACAUGUUAGACGAGGACUUUAAUAUUGCAGUGUAAUAAGUGGCAUCAAGAAUAUCUGGAUAUAUUACAACGUCAAAAUGGAUUUCUUAUUUAGUUGAAAGUUAAAAUUCCUAAAUAAUUUUACUGAUUAAAGUAUGUGUAUUGUUGAAGAUAAUAUUAUUUGCUUGGGGAAACAUAACAAUAUUGCAAUUGGGAUUUCUAAAUUGGGAUAAUUAGAUGAAUAGCAGAGAUUAUUACCAAUCUAUAUUAAUAGUCUUGACUUUAUUUUCAAUGUUGAUGGGCUACAUAAUUAUAGCUUUAAUCAUCAGUGUAUUAUUAAUAAUAAGCACCAUAAUUCCAAUAUUAAUAUGGAUAUUUGUUUGCUAGUCAUGCUGUUGGUGCACUAAUCGUUAUGAUUAAUAUCAACAAAAUAGUAUUUAAUAAUAAAGGCAAAAGUUUAUAUCAAAUUUAGAUUCAUAAAAAUUCUAAGUAUUAAAGGAGUAGGAUAAAAAUAUGCAUGAAGAGUGUACAAUAUGUUUAUAGGCCUAUCAAAUUGAUGAUAAUUGCAUCAAAUUACCUUGCAAUGUUAAUGGUGGGACUAAGCAAAUCGAUCACAUUUUCCAUGAUGAAUGUAUAAGAAUUUGGAUAAAAGAACAGAGUUCCUGUCCGAUUUGUAGAACUAAAUUUAUUGAAAGGACUUGA